This is a messenger RNA of Styela clava, 2818 nucleotides long. The record is from RefSeq and is a predicted model, not a curated record. Lineage: Eukaryota; Metazoa; Chordata; Ascidiacea; Stolidobranchia; Styelidae.
GGCGAUGGUGCCAAUGUUGACGUUAACCAUAUUAGUAAACUAUAAUCCAAUGACUAUGAUUCAUUGAGAGUACUCAUAAGCUUUGCUCAGUUGCCGCAUUCAGUUUUUGAAAUAUUCUGUAUGCAUUGAUGCAGAUGGAUUCUUCCAACUUGCAUCGUUUGAAUGAUUGUAUUGAAGUGGCUAGAUCGCUGUCUAAUCCCAGAAAAGUUGUGGAAGAUGACACCUGCAUGGAACGAAUUCUAACUACGUUGGAAAAAAUUUUGAAGUCUUAUACCUCUGAAAUAUUGUUGCCAGAAAUUGAAGAUUUUCUAAGAAAACUUGAAGAGAAUUGGGAAUUAAUAAAAAUUGAUGUUGUCAAAUACUGCCCAGCAAGUAUCAAUUAUUUGUUAAAACUUAAUGCAAUAUUUCUUUCAAGUGUUCAUUUAGAUUCAAACUGCUGGAAGUCCUCAGUGAAAUUUAUCGCGGAAUUUCCAUUGCUAUUUUUGUCUCCAGGAUCAACAAAUUGUAAUAACUCGUUCUCUCCUUCAAUUGGGUAUUCUUGGAUAAAUUCUAUAAGAAUCUUAAUUUCACCAAAGUAUGGUUAUAAGGAAGUAUGUUCACAAAUAAACAUUGAUCAUGUAAUUCAUCUUUGUGAAGUUCCAUCUAUCUUUGUGCACAAAGAGGCAUGUAAGUGCUUAGCUGAAUUUGUGGUUUCACACUCAGCAGAUAAACCAUCUGCAAUGGUGCAGCAAUUUAAAACAAAGGUAUAUAAUGCGAUUACCAAAAGUUUGCUUGUGAAUUCAACUCUGGAAAUAAUCACCAAAAUGUUGUUAAACCAUUAUCAUGCUGCUGUGAUGUUUUUGUCAUUUGAGCAUUUCAAUGAAUAUAUUGACUCGCACAAUGAUCAAAUACUAGAGUUAUGUGUUUCCAGUAAUGCACUGUUGUGCCAUUUAUUCCAUGCUCUGUUCAAUGAACAUACAGAUAAUGAAAUUCCGGAUGUUACGGAAAAUGUAAUUUCAUGUUCUACAGCAUUUCAAUAUUCUGUAAAUGCAAUAAUUAGCAAUCCCACAAAAAGUGUGGGUUGGAAUAUGUUGACCUCAGUCUUAAUGCAUUGUCCUUAUUUGGAAAAUGACAGUUUGAUUUGUGGUAAGGCGAUUAUAUCAUAUCCAAUUGACAUGCUUUUUGGAGAUAAGAAUGUCAUUUCCAAAGACAUUGGUAUUUAUAAAAAGUACACUGAAAAAGUGAUGUCAAUGCAUGUAAAUAGGACGAAAAUGACAGCAAUAUUUCGCAAUUCUCUGGAAUCAAUUUCAAAACUUUGGAAAACGAACAGUAAAUUUUAUUCUGUUGAAAUGAUGGAACGACUGUUAAAAAUAUUUGAUUAUAUAGGCAAUAUGGAAAGCACCUAUGCACUCAAAGAUGACUCCUCAAUCAUUGCUGAAAAUUGGAAUAUUAUGGAUGUUUUGAUGAAUUUAAUGGUAGAGUGUUUUGAUAAAUUUGGGAGCAGCAACGUACAAAAGCAAUUCAAAAUUACUCUAUUGUCUGUUAUGGGGAAUCGGAAUGCCAAUAACAGCGUUUGCUGCCUUUGUCAAAGACUCGUCAUUAAAAUUUUAAGCAUAGGUGAUGAUAUUCCUUUUCUGAACACAUGCUUAGAAAUUAAGAAGUUGAAAUUACACGAUCGAAGAUGGGAAAUCAGAGAUUCAGCUUUGGAGUUUUUGUCUCAACUUUUGCUUCUAGAAUCAAACAAUAUGACAAUCAGUUCAAAUUUUAAAAAGCAUUAUUUGGAUGAAGUAAUUUUACAUCUUGUAAAUGAUUCCAACAGUUUUGUAAAAGCAACUGCAUUGUUGCUAUUAAAGGACAUUUUAAUUAAAACAAACCUUUUUGAUGAUUGUAUUGAUACUGUAGUUUUACCAUCUCUGUUGAAUAUUUUGACUAAUGAGAGAGAAGCUGCUCCUCGUCGUGCUGCAGUAUUCGCUUUCUUGGAAUGCCUCAAGAAAAAAGACUCUCUAGUUGAAAGCUUCCUGCGUCUUUCAUUUCGCAGGAAGAAUAUGAAAGGAGGAAUUACAAGUAGAGAAUUGUUAAACAAACUUGAACUUCAGAAUAAAGACGAAACUCUGCAUAUAGAAGUAUUGAAUGCAGUGUUUCAUUGCUUAUAUGGUGAUUUAGAUUGGGAGGUUAAAUUCAAUGCCAUAGACAUACUUGAAUAUUUCAUACGAUUUGUCAGUAGUAACAUGCCAUCAGUCACUAGGGUAGAAAGUGAUGAAACAUGUCAAUACUUGAAAAAAUUAUUAGAAUACAUGUUUGAAGAUUGUGAUACUGUGGUAGGUGAAAAAGCUAAAAAUCUAUGUCAUGAGUUAUUUCCCCAAUCAUCCGAAUUAAGUGAACAACAUCACACUGCAACACCAGUUGAUAAAGUGUGUUUGGCCGAACUUGAUAGUUUAUUGGAAGAUGUUUUAGGUUCAUUGAGACAAGAGCAACAGAAGCGUCUUACUCAUGGAUGUCAUGGACCAUCCAUUGAUAAUGAUCUUGAAUAUGAUGAUUCUGUGGUUUUAGAUUGUUAUUGAUUGAUAAUCAUUUAAAAUUUUUCUGUGUGUUUUGCCAUAAAAAAUAACAUAGCCUUACCCACUAUCAAUUAGCAUAUAAGAUUUGAAUUGUAUGAAUCAUUCUUAUGGUGUUCAAAUUUAUGCCUUAAACUGGGAAUAUUCUAGACCAGGGUUCUUCAAACUGGGGUCCCGACUCCGGACCUGCCCGGUGGGUCGCAGUGCCCAUUGUUGUACGCUUCUUCUUUUUGCCUCCACUUAUCGGAUCUUAAUUUGUGCUAUUUAUUACUACCUAGUUCUUA